Linum trigynum is the source of this 11887-nucleotide messenger RNA. The record is from the annotation of a GenBank genome assembly. NCBI's taxonomy places the organism in Eukaryota, Viridiplantae, Streptophyta, Magnoliopsida, Malpighiales, Linaceae.
CGCUCGAUUUCACUCACUCAUUCCUAGGGGUGCUUUGAGUAUAUGAUAUUUCAGCUACCAUUAAGAUUCUGGUCACUAUGAGAGGCCUUCUUUUAUGUUGAUGACCAAAUAUGUUUGAGGCAAUGGUUUUCGCAAAUGAGGAGAUUCUUACGAAGUCUGAUUUUGGUCAUGUGAAGUUUUAUGUAAAGGGAUCUUGGCUUGCCCCGAAGUAUGAGAUUAAAUGAUGGAUCAGAGUGAUCCUAAUGGCAAUUAUCGUGAUUUUUGUCGAGGAAAUCUUGCUUUCUAAAAAAUAGUGGUGGCUUUUGGACAUGUUGGGGAAUGCGUGUUACAUUGCCCCCUUAUAUGAGAUUUUGUUUUGAGGAGGUGGGGUUAGAUAGUGAACAAAUGAGGUCUUUUUGAAUGUGAACUUGGCUAUGGGAAAUCUUAUAAUUGGAAUUCUUGUUUGGCUCAUAGACUAAGAAGAUUAAGCUUUCUUGAAGAUCUUGCUUAAGGUUUUUUUGUUGAUAUUGGUCGACAAACAAUUGACUUACCGUGAAUGGUAGUGGUUUCGAAUUUCAAUGGAUGGGCCUCUAACAUGCAGUCCCACAACAAUUUUUUUGCUUGCUUUUUUUUUGUCGUGGGACUUACUUAACUUGGUUAUGCCACAGAUAUGUUUCUUUGUUUGGUUGUGUUUCAAAGCAUGAGUAUGUCAAGAGUUUUUGUCAUGGUGAUGUGAAUGCUCUUUUUGUUGGGUAAGAUGAUCGAGUACGUCUUUCCCAAAGAACCACGUUUAUAAUGUCGUAGUCGUUGUACCCUUCGAAUGCCUUUCUUGUUUGUCUUUUGUCUAGUUUACUCUGAAUUUGCUAGCAAACGUUGGCUAUGGUAGUGGCGAGAUUCUACAAGUAGCCUGAUGUCGUAUUCUCGUUACACCCUUUUGACUAUUGGCACUCAUAAUUUUUGGACACCAAUGGGGUGUUUAUAAUCUCAACUAUAGUGAAGUGCUCACACUCUCGACACCACUAGGGGUGCUUACAAUUGCUCGACACCAGUGGGGUGCUCAUAUUCGCUCAAUAUGGUAAUCUCAUGGCUUAACUUUUAACAUGCAAUAAAAUUUUGGUUUAAAAGAGAAAACAAGAUUUUUCAAUAGUUGGAAAAGAAAAAAAAAACAUUGGAUGCGAACUCCUAAAUCGAAAUUGAUAGAAAGUCACAAAAUGUUCCAAAUAAAUAGAAAUGUGAACGAUCCUUUUAUCGUCACGAUGAAGCAAAGUGUGGUACAACUCUCAGCAUGGCAAAGUGGCAUCAAUCACGAAUCAAGCUCCGGUAUGUGGCUUGCAUUAUGGUUUCGAUGAUUGGGUAGUGGGUUGUAGUUGAUGGUUGGACAACUUGGUUGAUAAAAUCGUCAAUAAAAUGCCCAUUGAUCUCCAUUUCUUGAAGAAUUGUGCGCUUUCUUUCGUUGCGCCAAUUUCUUGUGGAAUGACUCCCAUAAAGAGCACAACCUUGGAUCUAGUACUCAAUGGUUGACUUUUUUACUUGCGAGUGAGCAAUUUUAAGGAACCUUGCCAAUUGAUUUUGUUUCUAUUUAAUUAAUGAAAUGUGUAUGUUAUGCUUAUGCAAACUGAUUAAGAUGCAUGAAGGCUAAAAUGAUUUUACUAGAUGCAUAUGCUUUUUAUAAAUGAUUUUUUUUAAUGUGAGGAUGAAAAUGUCAUAAAUUUUGGAUUUUUUUUACUAUGUACAAAUCAUAUAAUUAUAUUAUGAGCAAUUGAUAAAGCACAAAUCAUUGCAUAAUACACAAAAAUACAUGUGAAUCGACAAAAAAAACAUAAUUCUAUUUAUGCAAAUCUAGAGUUCAUGGAAGAUUUAACGAUGAGAUUCAAGGUGGCUUGAGAAUCUGUUUUGGAAAAUUUAGGGUGGCUUCGAAAUAGACAAUAUGAUUGGUAAGGAGUUUCUAGGAAUUGGCUCCCUAGUUGUACCCGUUUAUAGCUCUUUCGAGCUAGCCGAAUACCUCAAAUCAACCUCGGAUUUGAGUUCAACUUGGUUAGAAAGUUUCGCGUUAUUCCUCUACUAUUGUAGAAGUCACGUUACUUCUUUCAUUUUCUUACGGGAGAGCUCGGGUAUAGAGCUUUAUGCAUGAAUGCAAAAAUGUUAAUACGCGAAAUGUAAAUGCUCAAAUAAUAAAAUAAACACCUAAAAGAAGGUAAGAUAAACUUAUCGAUUUAGUAAAGUAGCUUGACUCUCAAAUGUCCCCAGCGGAGUCGCCACAGUCGCAACCGCACCUCCGAAUUGGCGAGCCAUCGACCUUAAUUUGUGGUGGGUCGAACACCUUUUGGUCCGGUUCCAACCUUGGGUCAGAACCGGGAUUUGGUCUGCGAAUUUUGAGAUUUUUGGGUUCGGGAGUACGGUUACGUGUGGGGAAGUGUAUUCACGCCCCACAACGCCCCUAAAUGGGUACUACUUAAAUCGAUAAGUUUUUAAGGAUUGGGUGUAUUAUUAUUUGCGGCUUUAUUAAUGUAUUUAAUUUUAUGAUUUGAUUAAUUAGAUAGUUAUUAAUAUUUGAUCAUACGUCUAUUGACGCAAUUCUCAAAAUUAAAGAAAGAGUUUUUGGUUAGCUGAACUCGAACCUAUUGGUUGCCUACGUACCCGAGUAGUCGGGAUCAAAGUCCACGUAGUUCGUUUAGACUUUGAUAAUUUAAUUGUAGCUUUUACCACGUUCCACUGAACGUAAUUCUCGUAUUAUAAUUUUGUUAACUUUGAUAGGCUUAAUCAUAAUUUUUACCGCGUUCUACUGAAGGUAGUUCUCGUAAUAGAAUUUUAUUGUUAAAAUUUAGGUUGAUUAUUAUUAGGAUGUAUUUUCGUGUAUUAGGAAAAGAAAUGAGACAAACUUAAUCCGCAUUUCACAUUUUUGUAUUAAGAACUUUAAAACAAAGAAAACUAAGCGGGAUGGUUAAAGAGACGAAUGAUGGGUCAGUAGCCCAACUGGCUGGCUAACUAACUGGUUCGUCUUCACCCACGAGGACGCGGUUUCGAACCACGGUGAUGGAUAUGUUUUUUUGUUUCUCGUUUUAGUGCAGCAAAAGGGGGAAGGGUAUUUUUGUAAUUACUCAAAAACACGGUGGCAUGGCUGCGAAAUAAGCUGAAAACCCUAGGGGCAUUUUAGUCAAUUGGAAAGGUAUAUAAACAGAACGAAACCCUAAUCACACUAAUUCGGCCGCCGGCCUCUAUCCUCUCCUCUCUCUCUCUCGCGUUCUUCUGAAACGAGAAUGGGAAAAACCGAAAACGUCAACACUUCGCCUCUCUCUCUCACUCUCGUCUCAGAAGAGACUCCAAAAACCCUAAACGAUGCCAAACGGCGCCGCCCUCUCUCUCAAUCCCUCUCGUUUUAUGCUUUAUCCUUGCAAAUCGAAACCCUAAUCCUAAUCAAUCCUAGCAGCCGCCUCCAUGGAGAUCGAACGGCGACCCCUCUCUCUCUCUCUAUGCGCCGCCGCUCUCGACUCUGGCCGGGAAGUUAAGGGGAAAUCGACCCGGGUAAGAAACACGACAUGCAUGCUUCCUAAUUUCUAUCUCUUGGAUUAUAAUUGGGAUUCCUAAUUCCUAAUUUGUUUUUGGGUUUCGGAUUUGGAUGAGGAGGAAAAGGGAGAAGAGGGAGUCACCGGCGGUGACUAGAUCGAUGGUAAGUGGCGGAUUAUGGUUUUGUAUGUUUGAUUUUCUGGGUUUUUUAUUCCGAGUUUGGGUUCUAACCCUUUCUGCUUUUUCGCAGGUUACAAAAAGAGGCUAGAUCUGGGUGCGGUUUCUCCCUACCCUUAUUUUCGUUUCGGUUAACCUUUGGUAUCUAAUUAGGUUAGGAAAUUUUGUGAUUGAUGCUCCUGAGUUGGGAUUGGGGUCUGACUAUCGUAGUUGAUUUGGUCAUAAAUUUAUGAUUCUGAGAUUUGAGAUUUGGGGGAAAAUGCUUGUGUUUACUCCAUAUGCAUGGUAUAUUUUUAUGUAUAUGCAGAAAUAACGAGAGAAUUGAAAUCUGACACAAAUUAAGAAGAUAGUAUAUAGCUUUAUGGAAAUGGUAAUAAAACUUGGAGUAGAUGACAGUAAUAAAUAAAUAGUAAUAAGCGUAAAUUAAAAGAUGAGAGAUUUAUAGGCUAAUAUGACUAACAGGUAAUAAAGUGAAUGCUUGAAACAAAUAAAUAAAGGAACUGAAAAAUAAACUAUUAUCAAUGGAAGAGAUGGUAAAGUAAAUGAGACUUGGUAAGUCUGAAUUGAUAAGUUGUGAUUUCUUUUUUGUUAAAAUCAAUUUGGUCAUUUUGUAGUUUGAUUGGAAUUGAUUGAUUUUUUUCUCUUUUUGAAAGUAUGAUGUAGUAACGAUGGUAAUAUAAUAACUAUAGUAAUGGUGGAGAAAAAGAAGAAAAGAGUAGCAAAACCGCAAAAGAGGUUAUAUUAUUAGCAAUGGAUGAUGAACCUGGAUUAGUAAACCGCAGACCUUGUUGGGCUUUUCUUCUACUUCUAUUUUUACAGAGAAUAGAGAAGGAAAAGAACGUGUGUUGUAUUUCUCCUUCUAGUUCUCAGCACUUUCCCUCUCUGAACUACUAAGAAGAAGAAAAAGAGAACUCUGAACUGACUGAAAGAAAAGAGUGUUUUCCCACUAUUUUCCCCUCCCCAAAAGCCGUCCUCGGUUCUUGAAAAUUGAGCCUGCUUUUAUAGAAAAAGGAGGCGGUGGUUCCAGGGUUCGGUCGGACCAAUUUUGGUUCAACCGGUCCGUCGGGUUGGGUCGCUUCUGAGCUGACCGGCCUUCUCUUGACCAUGUGGGCUAGUCUUGGAGUUGGACCUUGCAUUUGGGCUUGACCAAGCAUUGACUUUGGGCUGGAUCUGGCCUUGUUGCAUGGGCUUGACUUUGGACUUGUGGCCGAAAUCUGGGCUUGAACUUGGUUCAUGGCUGGCGGGCUAUUCAAGAGAUGGAAGAAAGAUGUAUUGAUUGUAAUUUUCAUUUAGUAAUUCUUAUUUGUAAUUUAUAUUCUUAUUGUAAUUGCAUAAUUUAUUGAUAAUUUAAAUAAAACUUUCUUCUUCUUCUUCUGUAUUUUUUGUGAUGUGCCAAAAGCAUAAAUUGGAAGCCAAUCGGUCCUAUUAAAUCCACUCGAAUCGAAUUCGAAUAAAUUAUACAAUUAUCGAUAUUAGACUCGCAAUGGCCAAUCUAAUUAUCUUACGACAUUUCAAGUUUAAAUUAGAAUUUUAGUUGAGUAAUUGACCCGGACAAAAUGGGGUGUCUACAGUUGCCCCCUUGUAUAUCUCUUUAUGUAAAGAGUUAUACAAAGUUCCCGUAUAGACACCACAUUUUCUUAGUUCAGUCGAGGAUUAUAUUUUGUUGGUGACGUAUUUUUUCGGCGUUCGUCAUCGCCAAUUGUUAUAUUUUUCUCGAUGAUGACGUAAAUGAAGCGCACGUCAGCGCUAAUUGUUGGGUUUUUUCUUAUGAUGACGUAAACGAAGCGCACGUCAGCGCUAAUUGUUGGGGUUUCCUGAUGAGGACGUAAAUGAAGCGCACGCCAGCGCUAAUUGUUGAACUUAUUUUGAUGGUUAAUUGUUUUAUGCUUAUUAGCAUUGGUGUAGUAUUUUUCAGGCGCUCGCCAGCACCAAUGUACUUUUCGAACGCUCACCAGCGUCGGUGUCGUAUUUUUCAGGCGCUCGCCAGCACCAGAGUACUUUUCGAACGCUCACCAGCGUCCGUGUCGUAUUUUUCAGGCGCUCGCCAGCACCAAUUUAGUAUUUUUAGCAGUAAAAUCAAGCUAAUAAUUUUGUAACGACAUUGUACUCAAAUUGUUUGUGAUAGAAAUCAAUCGAAACAAUGAGAAAAAUGACAACGAUGAAAUCAAGCUAAUCAUUCUGUAAGGAAGUUGUACUCAAAUUGUCUAUGAUAGAAAUCAAAUCGAACAAUGAGAAUAAUAACUAUGAUAAAAUCAAGCUUAUCAUUAAUGAAAAUGUGUAUUUGUAUUUCGCAUGAAAAGUUUUAACAUACAUUUAGUAAAUGUUUGAGAGGUUUUUGUGACGAAUAACAAUUCACUUUGAUGUAUGAUGAUGUCAAGUACUGAGUAUAAAAAAUGAUGUUGGAAAUGAUUGUGUGAUGAGUCAAUGCUAAUGAAUGAUAAUGUCGUGUAUAUGCAAAUAGAGGAUAUGAUACAUUUUCAGUUGUUUUGAAAAUAUUUUGUUUUCGUUGACUUGGGCUCCUUUAAAUUGAACGCCCACAAGAAUUGAAUCAUUGCCUUUUGUAGACUUGAUCCUCAAUUGUGCGAGCUAUUAAUUGGACCUCCUUCGGGCUUCUCGUUGUUCAAGGCAGGGUUGUGAAAUUUGCAUUGGUGUAGUGUAUUGUGCUCCUUUUGUGGUGGAGGAAUGAUUAACUGGUUGGUUGAACGAAAUCAAGGUUGCUUUCAGGAUCUUUGAGAUUUAUAAACCAGCGAGUUGAAAAGUUGGGUUGUUUGGCUUGUGAGAAUUUUAUAAUUCUUUUCUUUGAGGCUACACCAUUCUUGCCCCCAAAGAUAUGUUCACUUUCUAUUAUUCGGAACAAAGAGUGACUUUAUCAAACUCGACUUAAGAUGAUGCAAAAAUGUUCGAAGAGUGUGGAUGGAAAGGUAUAUGAGAACUUGAUGUUCGAACUUUUGUUGACAUAAGUGUGUGCGAAUUGGAUAAAAUGAUUUUGAUGUGGUUAUUGUCGUGUGGCUAAAUUUUUCAUUUUUAUAAUAAAAAGUGUGCAAGUCAAGCCAUGAGAAUAUCCAGAAGCACUCACUCUACUCUCACUCUCAAUGUCACGCUCGAUUUCACUCACUCAUUCCUAGGGGUGCUUUGAGUAUAUGAUAUUUCAGCUACCAUUAAGAUUCUGGUCACUAUGAGAGGCCUUCUUUUAUGUUGAUGACCAAAUAUGUUUGAGGCAAUGGUUUUCGCAAAUGAGGAGAUUCUUACGAAGUCUGAUUUUGGUCAUGUGAAGUUUUAUGUAAAGGGAUCUUGGCUUGCCCCGAAGUAUGAGAUUAAAUGAUGGAUCAGAGUGAUCCUAAUGGCAAUUAUCGUGAUUUUUGUCGAGGAAAUCUUGCUUUCUAAAAAAUAGUGGUGGCUUUUGGACAUGUUGGGGAAUGCGUGUUACAUUGCCCCCUUAUAUGAGAUUUUGUUUUGAGGAGGUGGGGUUAGAUAGUGAACAAAUGAGGUCUUUUUGAAUGUGAACUUGGCUAUGGGAAAUCUUAUAAUUGGAAUUCUUGUUUGGCUCAUAGACUAAGAAGAUUAAGCUUUCUUGAAGAUCUUGCUUAAGGUUUUUUUGUUGAUAUUGGUCGACAAACAAUUGACUUACCGUGAAUGGUAGUGGUUUCGAAUUUCAAUGGAUGGGCCUCUAACAUGCAGUCCCACAACAAUUUUUUUGCUUGCUUUUUUUUUGUCGUGGGACUUACUUAACUUGGUUAUGCCACAGAUAUGUUUCUUUGUUUGGUUGUGUUUCAAAGCAUGAGUAUGUCAAGAGUUUUUGUCAUGGUGAUGUGAAUGCUCUUUUUGUUGGGUAAGAUGAUCGAGUACGUCUUUCCCAAAGAACCACGUUUAUAAUGUCGUAGUCGUUGUACCCUUCGAAUGCCUUUCUUGUUUGUCUUUUGUCUAGUUUACUCUGAAUUUGCUAGCAAACGUUGGCUAUGGUAGUGGCGAGAUUCUACAAGUAGCCUGAUGUCGUAUUCUCGUUACACCCUUUUGACUAUUGGCACUCAUAAUUUUUGGACACCAAUGGGGUGUUUAUAAUCUCAACUAUAGUGAAGUGCUCACACUCUCGACACCACUAGGGGUGCUUACAAUUGCUCGACACCAGUGGGGUGCUCAUAUUCGCUCAAUAUGGUAAUCUCAUGGCUUAACUUUUAACAUGCAAUAAAAUUUUGGUUUAAAAGAGAAAACAAGAUUUUUCAAUAGUUGGAAAAGAAAAAAAAAACAUUGGAUGCGAACUCCUAAAUCGAAAUUGAUAGAAAGUCACAAAAUGUUCCAAAUAAAUAGAAAUGUGAACGAUCCUUUUAUCGUCACGAUGAAGCAAAGUGUGGUACAACUCUCAGCAUGGCAAAGUGGCAUCAAUCACGAAUCAAGCUCCGGUAUGUGGCUUGCAUUAUGGUUUCGAUGAUUGGGUAGUGGGUUGUAGUUGAUGGUUGGACAACUUGGUUGAUAAAAUCGUCAAUAAAAUGCCCAUUGAUCUCCAUUUCUUGAAGAAUUGUGCGCUUUCUUUCGUUGCGCCAAUUUCUUGUGGAAUGACUCCCAUAAAGAGCACAACCUUGGAUCUAGUACUCAAUGGUUGACUUUUUUACUUGCGAGUGAGCAAUUUUAAGGAACCUUGCCAAUUGAUUUUGUUUCUAUUUAAUUAAUGAAAUGUGUAUGUUAUGCUUAUGCAAACUGAUUAAGAUGCAUGAAGGCUAAAAUGAUUUUACUAGAUGCAUAUGCUUUUUAUAAAUGAUUUUUUUUAAUGUGAGGAUGAAAAUGUCAUAAAUUUUGGAUUUUUUUUACUAUGUACAAAUCAUAUAAUUAUAUUAUGAGCAAUUGAUAAAGCACAAAUCAUUGCAUAAUACACAAAAAUACAUGUGAAUCGACAAAAAAAACAUAAUUCUAUUUAUGCAAAUCUAGAGUUCAUGGAAGAUUUAACGAUGAGAUUCAAGGUGGCUUGAGAAUCUGUUUUGGAAAAUUUAGGGUGGCUUCGAAAUAGACAAUAUGAUUGGUAAGGAGUUUCUAGGAAUUGGCUCCCUAGUUGUACCCGUUUAUAGCUCUUUCGAGCUAGCCGAAUACCUCAAAUCAACCUCGGAUUUGAGUUCAACUUGGUUAGAAAGUUUCGCGUUAUUCCUCUACUAUUGUAGAAGUCACGUUACUUCUUUCAUUUUCUUACGGGAGAGCUCGGGUAUAGAGCUUUAUGCAUGAAUGCAAAAAUGUUAAUACGCGAAAUGUAAAUGCUCAAAUAAUAAAAUAAACACCUAAAAGAAGGUAAGAUAAACUUAUCGAUUUAGUAAAGUAGCUUGACUCUCAAAUGUCCCCAGCGGAGUCGCCACAGUCGCAACCGCACCUCCGAAUUGGCGAGCCAUCGACCUUAAUUUGUGGUGGGUCGAACACCUUUUGGUCCGGUUCCAACCUUGGGUCAGAACCGGGAUUUGGUCUGCGAAUUUUGAGAUUUUUGGGUUCGGGAGUACGGUUACGUGUGGGGAAGUGUAUUCACGCCCCACAACGCCCCUAAAUGGGUACUACUUAAAUCGAUAAGUUUUUAAGGAUUGGGUGUAUUAUUAUUUGCGGCUUUAUUAAUGUAUUUAAUUUUAUGAUUUGAUUAAUUAGAUAGUUAUUAAUAUUUGAUCAUACGUCUAUUGACGCAAUUCUCAAAAUUAAAGAAAGAGUUUUUGGUUAGCUGAACUCGAACCUAUUGGUUGCCUACGUACCCGAGUAGUCGGGAUCAAAGUCCACGUAGUUCGUUUAGACUUUGAUAAUUUAAUUGUAGCUUUUACCACGUUCCACUGAACGUAAUUCUCGUAUUAUAAUUUUGUUAACUUUGAUAGGCUUAAUCAUAAUUUUUACCGCGUUCUACUGAAGGUAGUUCUCGUAAUAGAAUUUUAUUGUUAAAAUUUAGGUUGAUUAUUAUUAGGAUGUAUUUUCGUGUAUUAGGAAAAGAAAUGAGACAAACUUAAUCCGCAUUUCACAUUUUUGUAUUAAGAACUUUAAAACAAAGAAAACUAAGCGGGAUGGUUAAAGAGACGAAUGAUGGGUCAGUAGCCCAACUGGCUGGCUAACUAACUGGUUCGUCUUCACCCACGAGGACGCGGUUUCGAACCACGGUGAUGGAUAUGUUUUUUUGUUUCUCGUUUUAGUGCAGCAAAAGGGGGAAGGGUAUUUUUGUAAUUACUCAAAAACACGGUGGCAUGGCUGCGAAAUAAGCUGAAAACCCUAGGGGCAUUUUAGUCAAUUGGAAAGGUAUAUAAACAGAACGAAACCCUAAUCACACUAAUUCGGCCGCCGCCCUCUAUCCUCUCCUCUCUCUCUCUCGCGUUCUUCUGAAACGAGAAUGGGAAAAACCGAAAACGUCAACACUUCGCCUCUCUCUCUCACUCUCGUCUCAGAAGAGACUCCAAAAACCCUAAACGAUGCCAAACGGCGCCGCCCUCUCUCUCAAUCCCUCUCGUUUUAUGCUUUAUCCUUGCAAAUCGAAACCCUAAUCCUAAUCAAUCCUAGCAGCCGCCUCCAUGGAGAUCGAACGGCGACCCCUCUCUCUCUCUCUAUGCGCCGCCGCUCUCGACUCUGGCCGGGAAGUUAAGGGGAAAUCGACCCGGGUAAGAAACACGACAUGCAUGCUUCCUAAUUUCUAUCUCUUGGAUUAUAAUUGGGAUUCCUAAUUCCUAAUUUGUUUUUGGGUUUCGGAUUUGGAUGAGGAGGAAAAGGGAGAAGAGGGAGUCACCGGCGGUGACUAGAUCGAUGGUAAGUGGCGGAUUAUGGUUUUGUAUGUUUGAUUUUCUGGGUUUUUUAUUCCGAGUUUGGGUUCUAACCCUUUCUGCUUUUUCGCAGGUUACAAAAAGAGGCUAGAUCUGGGUGCGGUUUCUCCCUACCCUUAUUUUCGUUUCGGUUAACCUUUGGUAUCUAAUUAGGUUAGGAAAUUUUGUGAUUGAUGCUCCUGAGUUGGGAUUGGGGUCUGACUAUCGUAGUUGAUUUGGUCAUAAAUUUAUGAUUCUGAGAUUUGAGAUUUGGGGGAAAAUGCUUGUGUUUACUCCAUAUGCAUGGUAUAUUUUUAUGUAUAUGCAGAAAUAACGAGAGAAUUGAAAUCUGACACAAAUUAAGAAGAUAGUAUAUAGCUUUAUGGAAAUGGUAAUAAAACUUGGAGUAGAUGACAGUAAUAAAUAAAUAGUAAUAAGCGUAAAUUAAAAGAUGAGAGAUUUAUAGGCUAAUAUGACUAACAGGUAAUAAAGUGAAUGCUUGAAACAAAUAAAUAAAGGAACUGAAAAAUAAACUAUUAUCAAUGGAAGAGAUGGUAAAGUAAAUGAGACUUGGUAAGUCUGAAUUGAUAAGUUGUGAUUUCUUUUUUGUUAAAAUCAAUUUGGUCAUUUUGUAGUUUGAUUGGAAUUGAUUGAUUUUUUUCUCUUUUUGAAAGUAUGAUGUAGUAACGAUGGUAAUAUAAUAACUAUAGUAAUGGUGGAGAAAAAGAAGAAAAGAGUAGCAAAACCGCAAAAGAGGUUAUAUUAUUAGCAAUGGAUGAUGAACCUGGAUUAGUAAACCGCAGACCUUGUUGGGCUUUUCUUCUACUUCUAUUUUUACAGAGAAUAGAGAAGGAAAAGAACGUGUGUUGUAUUUCUCCUUCUAGUUCUCAGCACUUUCCCUCUCUGAACUACUAAGAAGAAGAAAAAGAGAACUCUGAACUGACUGAAAGAAAAGAGUGUUUUCCCACUAUUUUCCCCUCCCCAAAAGCCGUCCUCGGUUCUUGAAAAUUGAGCCUGCUUUUAUAGAAAAAGGAGGCGGUGGUUCCAGGGUUCGGUCGGACCAAUUUUGGUUCAACCGGUCCGUCGGGUUGGGUCGCUUCUGAGCUGACCGGCCUUCUCUUGACCAUGUGGGCUAGUCUUGGAGUUGGACCUUGCAUUUGGGCUUGACCAAGCAUUGACUUUGGGCUGGAUCUGGCCUUGUUGCAUGGGCUUGACUUUGGACUUGUGGCCGAAAUCUGGGCUUGAACUUGGUUCAUGGCUGGCGGGCUAUUCAAGAGAUGGAAGAAAGAUGUAUUGAUUGUAAUUUUCAUUUAGUAAUUCUUAUUUGUAAUUUAUAUUCUUAUUGUAAUUGCAUAAUUUAUUGAUAAUUUAAAUAAAACUUUCUUCUUCUUCUUCUGUAUUUUUUGUGAUGUGCCAAAAGCAUAAAUUGGAAGCCAAUCGGUCCUAUUAAAUCCACUCGAAUCGAAUUCGAAUAAAUUAUACAAUUAUCG